UUUUUUUGCUCAGAUUAUGAUAUAGAAAAUUGUAAUACUGGCUUAUGGCUGUGAUAAGAAUUCCUAACAAGUUAUACUCCAAAGUCUUCAAAGGAUUUCAGUUCAAACCCCCAUGUUAAGAGUGGUGUAUAAGUAUCAUUUAAUGGCAAAUAAUAAAUUCCUGAUUGUUUGGUGUAAAGGCCAUAGACUGCAGCAAUGGCUAGUCUGGGCCUGAUAUCCAUUAGACAGCUAAGACUGAAUGGCCAUCAUCUGAGCUCAUUGCUGCAGCUGCCAAAUGUCAGGCCCUUGAGUACAACGGAACCCCUAAGCAAGUUUUGGGAGAGAGACAUCCGUGCUGAAUACAAGAAGGAUAGGCCAGUGCUGCCAGACAAGAAGCAAAUCAUCGAAGGUUUCACUGAACUAAAGAAAGAAGUACGCUUAUGGAAGGAUGAGGUGUGGGAUACUUUCACCAAGGAACCACUGUACCUUGUCAGGCCAGGCGAGGUUGACAUGGCUUUCCAGCUGACUAGCGAGGCGGCGCUGCGCGACUGGGUGGUCACCUCCGACCGAGACAAUGACGAGGGCAACAGCUGGGGCGAGCUGGUGCUCGGCAGGAACGGCAAGGCCGUGCUGCGCGGCACGCUCGACACGACGGUGCCUAGGGACGGCUCCAAACAGCGCACAGGCUACUGCAACAUGCGCUGCCUCCGACCGCAGAAGUCGUUUAAACGCGACAGUUUCUUCGACUGGUCCCAGUACACGCAUGUGGUGCUCCGAGUGCGCGGCGACGGGCGCUCCUACAUGCUCAAUCUGGCCGCCAUGGGGUACUUUGACAUCAUGUGGAACGACAUCUUCAGCUACCCGCUCUAUACCCGCGGCGGACCCUACUGGCAGGUGACCCGGAUCCCGUUCUCGAAGUUCUUCCUGACGAGCAAGGGUCGGAUCCAGGACAAGCAAUCUCCGCUAACACAGGACCGCAUUACGAGCGUGGGUAUUACGGCGGGUGGUGUGAGCGGACCCUUUCAGCUGGAGAUUGACUACAUCGGUCUGGAGAUGGAUCCGCGACACGGAGAGGACUUCGCGUAUGAGAUGUACCAGACGCCGGCGUACAUUGCGGGAGUGUAGCGGUGACUAGUGACAGACGCAGCUCGGAGCCGCAUAGACCGGCGACUAGUGGUGCUGUGGCGUUUGGAACGUUUUCAACGUGCUGUGAUAAACUAGUGUAUAAGAUGAGAAGGGUGUGGUCAGGUGGAAACGUGUGGCGUGAACACUGAACAUGGAUUGUUGUAUGUGCAGGAUGGUUGCAUUUGUUUUUAGAUCGCUGGAUUGCGAUCGUAGAUCACGUUAGUACUCAGGAGACCCAUAAUGCCUAGCUAUCAGAGCUAGGCUUAAGCUAUCAUAAUAUGCUUCCCCGUCUAGUUUUGGCUAUAAUCAUCAUCAUGUCAGAAAUACGUUUUCAAGGGUCUAGGGAGAUUAUUCCCGCUAAAUGUUUCGUUUUGCAGAGAUUUCAAUCACAAAUGAAUGGCGUUGAUUUCGCCUGCGCCAUUUAAGUAGUUACGUCGGUGCCAGUGCAUGGAUGCUGUCACCGCAUUGGUGCAAUAAAUACAGCUAUGUA
This is a messenger RNA of Amphibalanus amphitrite, 1594 nucleotides long. It is a transcript of the gene CIA30, whose product is annotated as complex I intermediate-associated protein 30, mitochondrial-like. The record is from RefSeq and is a predicted model, not a curated record. The coding region runs from base 196 to 1104 and encodes 302 amino acids. Gene Ontology annotation, biological process: mitochondrial electron transport, NADH to ubiquinone; mitochondrial respiratory chain complex I assembly. Gene Ontology annotation, cellular component: mitochondrion. NCBI's taxonomy places the organism in Eukaryota, Metazoa, Arthropoda, Thecostraca, Balanomorpha, Balanidae. The transcript is spliced from 5 exons.